UAGAGUUUGGUUGUGGGUGGCCGUCCGAACUUCGAUUCGAGGGUGAAGUCUUGGCAACCCUUACUCAAUAGGUCGAGAGAGUCACGUUGGUAGCUUGAAUCAAAUUCCCUUCCCUCGACCUAAAGACCGAGAGAGUGGCGCUUGGCUACUUGUUGUACUUCCCUACAGUUUAAAACCCCCUAACCACACAUGACCAUUCGAUCCAACAAGUCAUAAUUGUUAGUUAGGGGGAGCAAAACCCGGGUGAAGCCUUCUCAAUUAGUGUCAAAUCCAUUUACUUUUGCAAACGUUUUAGCUUUAGAUUUUUGUUUUCACCAACAAUCAACCGCUAGAUAAUGUUACAAACGAUCUAAGUAGGGGUACAUAAACCGGCCCGUGUCGAUAUUUAAACAUACUUGCCCUAUACUGCACCAAGUUAAGGUUUAUACUUGGGCCUUAAUUGGGAGUUUCAUUGUGGUAUUCGGAGGUGAGUCAAUUAUAUUUCGGUUUGGUAUGAACGAACAAAAAUGUAACUCGGUUCGGGAUGGAAAACCCGACGAACUCGAGAUUUCGCUUCUCAUUCCUGACUUGUUUCCCCUUCUCGGCUCUCCGACUCUCUCUCCCUAUUCUCUUCUUCCUUCUUCCUUCUCCCAUUUUCUCACUCUCCAUCUAUCUCUCUCUGCUAGAACAACACGCGACCAGUCCGCCCUCUCCAAGCAGUCCACCGCCAAGCACUCCGACGCCUAGAGCACUGAGCUCCCUCAGCUGCCGGGCUCGCCUUCUCCCUAGAUCUGGCGCGCUAUUCUGUCGCUCGCCCAUUUUGAGGAAGAGGAAGCAAUGGCAAAAGAGAAGGCAGACCCAGGGGAGAGCAUGCAGGGGGCUCCACCACUGCCAUGUCGGUCUUGUCGCUGCUGUUUCUGCCGUCUCUGUUGGCGAUCGUGCCGCCUCUCCUUAUCGAUCGCGCCACCACCGAGAUGCCACAUGAGAGUUUUUUUCUGCGAUGAAGGAGUCGGGUUGUGGGUGAUCGAGAGAGAGUGAGAGACGGUCGGUGGUGACUGGUGGCAGGGGUGAGCGGCGGACAGGAACAGACAAAGGGAGAGAUGGAAUUAGGAUUAGGUUAUGUUUGUUUGGUCUUUCAUUCAUUGGAGGAGGCUACGCCCAGAUUUGAGUCUUGGUUGUUGGGCUUGGCCCUCAGCUGGGCUUUGUAAUUGGUUGGGCUUGGGUGCAAAUAAUUAGGCUAUGGUAAGUUGGGUCUACAAUUUUGAUUUUAUUGGUUCGAAAUUUGGAAUUCGGGUUCGGUUGGCACACUCUGUAUUCCGAAUAAAAACCAUUUCUUUUCGAUCCAAAUAAUGAGAAAUUCGGUUUUGGUCAGUUUGGUUUGGUUUGGUUUGGAGAUUUGAAACCGAACCGGAUGCCCACCCCUAGUGCCAUGUCAUCAAGAGUCAAACAUGUUUUUGACUUUUGUUAGAUCAACCGUCAACAAAAAUUCGUGCAACACAAAUGACGCAAACACCUAAUAGGUUGGAAUGUUUUUGUAUUUAAUCAUUUAUUGAAGUUACGGAAUAUAAAUGACACUUUCGCUAAUGGUUGGUAUUUACAGUGGUAUUAGCCCUUAUUAAAACACAAAACCUAUCUCUCCCAUCUAUUAUCUACAAAAUACAUUAUGAAAUUCUAAGAAUAUUUGCCUACUAUUUAUUUUUUACAUAUAUAACCAUGUUGAUAAUAAAUGCAUACACAAUAGUAUAUGGCACAAAAUAUCAUAAUGUUUUUAAAAUUAUAUUGCAUGUGGAGUUAUUGAAAUCUAUACAUAAUUUUGGGAUUUAAGUUGUACAAUAUUUUAAGGUUAUCUAAAAUUCAUGAUAUAUCAGUCGAUAUGCUUUAUUAAUCAUGAAUAUUUAGAAUAUAAAUCAUUUGUGAAAAUUAUGAAUAUUUGUAAAUUAUAUUGACUUAAAAGACUUAUAUGCGUCAGUGAAUAAAAUUAAGGAAUAAAAGUACAUAUUAACUUAAAAGCUUAUAUAGUCCAGUGAAUAAAAUUAAGGAAUUAUUAUUAGAAACAGUAUCUAGAAACAAUUUACAAUUCUAUCAAAGAUCCAUACAUCAAAUGCACGUAAAAAACAAUACAUAAAUUUAAUACAAAACCAAUCCUAAUGGAAUGAUCCAUAGAUCAAAAGUGAUGAGGGCAUCAACACCAAGGCGAUUACAAGUCCAACUUUGGUGCGAGAGGAACGUGGUCCAAUCACUAGAAGUCAAACCAAGGCAUUUAGAGGUCGACUUCAAUCUUAUUUGGCAUAGCAUUUACCAUCUUUGGAGUCGAAUUUGUUCAUGGGCCAAGAGGUCAAUGUAAUUGAUAUGAUCCAAGUUGGCCAACUAUUCAUGUCACAAUUAGUUGACAAAGAAGCUAUCAAAGUUGGAAAGAAGAAGGGCAGAAUUUGGCUAAGUCAAAAUCCGUGUUCAGGGUACAUACUUUGGAGGCAUGGUUCUCUCAAUUCUCUUGGUGGAAAUUCAAUUUUAAAGGUUUUUUUUGCAGAUAAAGUUACUAUCUUUCCAAUGGUAUGAUUUAUGGAUCCAGAAGAUGUCAUUAAGGUUGUUUUCCAAGUCCUCAAAGUUGCUACCUUAAAACUGGAAAACUGCCAGAAAAUGGCCAAGGCAGAAAACUGUUUUGUGAAGCCUACUUUGGAGCUCAAUUCAAGGAGCAUGGAUGGGAUUCAAGUCAAAAGGCUUCCACAACAUGAAACUAGGUAUGUUUGUGAACAAAGGGAAGGAAUUGGAUGAAGAAUUGGAGUUCGGGAAGGCCUCGAACGAAAGGUGCGAAGUUAGUACGAAAGCUGCCUUUUGGACCGUUGCUGGCAGCUUACUUGCUCUUCAAGAAAGGGAUUUUAAACCC
Molecule: messenger RNA, 2863 nt
Organism: Linum trigynum
Lineage: Eukaryota; Viridiplantae; Streptophyta; Magnoliopsida; Malpighiales; Linaceae
Source: the annotation of a GenBank genome assembly